Messenger RNA from Periophthalmus magnuspinnatus, 5527 nucleotides. RefSeq names its product MAX network transcriptional repressor b (gene mntb). NCBI's taxonomy places the organism in Eukaryota, Metazoa, Chordata, Actinopteri, Gobiiformes, Gobiidae. The transcript is spliced from 6 exons. Bases 249 to 2045 code for a protein of 598 amino acids. Gene Ontology annotation, biological process: regulation of transcription by RNA polymerase II. Gene Ontology annotation, molecular function: DNA-binding transcription factor activity, RNA polymerase II-specific; RNA polymerase II cis-regulatory region sequence-specific DNA binding; protein dimerization activity. The record is from RefSeq and is a predicted model, not a curated record.
AGAACACGACUCGCCUUGUUGUGUGUAUUCCCGUGCUCGCAUCGCCAUCUUGUUGCAAUCCUAUUUUUACGUAUGCAAGGAUCUACCUUCCGUUCUGCUCUUUUCAAAAUCACUCGUGUUUUUCCCAAAGACACGAGACGUUCCGGCGCGAGGGACUAAUUGGCGCUUCCUCGCGGACACCUCCCAGCCUCGCUCUUUUUCCGCCUCUGUCCCAGGCACCGGGUCGCCGCGCUGAGCAUUUACGCGCAAUGAGCAUCGACACACUUUUGGAGGCGGCCAGGUUCCUGGAAUGGCAAGCCCAGCAACAACAGACCACACGUGAUGAUGACCGCAAAGACAAGGGGGUCAUCAAAAAGGAAGCAGAAGCGAUUCGCAUCGACCUAGUGAACUCCUCCUCUCAGCCAAUCAGAGCGAGUCACAUCACCUGGAGCGAUGACAAAAAGCGGCAGCACCACUCCCCUGCCUCGGCCGCACCCCCAUCGCUGGCGCCCCCGCAGGUGCCCAUUGCUGUCAUCCCCAUGGUACCGGUUGUCACAGCAACCCCCUCCGUCCCACCUCUGCCCCUGACCACGCCAAUCGCCGCAGCCGCCACGCCCCUCAACACCUCUUCUCCGCCAGCUAAAAAGCCCUGCUCUCCGCCCCAGCAGAACCAUCGGCAUCUUCUCUGCGCGACACAGGUGAAGGUGGAGCCGACCCCAAUUGCAUGUGGGAAGCCCGGGCAGCCCCAAGUCCAGAUCCCCUAUGCAGCCUCUAUGAAUGGACCAGCAUCACAGCACCCCCUAGUGGCGCACCAGAUGCAACCUGCACUACAGCAGCAGCGGCCCAAUGGCGUGGCCAUGGAAGAUAUGAGGUUGGUCCAAGGGAAGAGGAGGCCAGGAGGAGCGGGAACGAGAGAGGUGCACAACAAGCUGGAGAAGAACAGGCGAGCACAUUUAAAGGAAUGUUUCGAGACUCUGAAGAAGAAUGUCCCAAAUGUUGACGAAAAGAAAACGUCCAAUCUCAGUGUCCUCCGCAGUGCCCUUCGUUACAUUCAGACCCUGAAGCGUAAAGAGAAGGAGUAUGAGCACGAGAUGGAGCGGUUGGCGCGGGAGAAGAUCGCGACUCAGCAGCGUUUGGCCGAGCUGAAGAACGAGCUGAGCCAGAACAUGGAUGUGGUGGAGAUCGACCGAGUGCUGCGUCAGACCAUCCAACCGGAGGACGACCAAGCGUCCACCUCCACUGCCUCAGAAGGAGAGGAGAACUUUGAACAGGACAUUGAUGACGACGUCCCGCCUCCUCCUCCCACCACCUCCGCGCCUCUCAUCAAACCAGCUCCACCUCAGAUACUCCAGGCCCAGCCGCUGCUCGCCCCUCACCUGUCCAUCCAACACGCCGCUCUGCCUCUGUCCGGGGUCCUGACCACCCCCACGGUCUCCUCUGCCCCCACCCCGCAACCCAUUGCUCCGGCUCCUGCCCCCUCCGCACCUGUGGUCACUGCAGCUCACCCCAUCCAAAACUCCGCCGUGCAGGUCCAACCCACCGUCAUCGCCCACGCAGCUGUCUCCCACGCGUCCGUCAUCCAGGCCGUCAACCACGCCCUGCCGACCAAUCACAAACACCUAACUCACAUCGCGCCAUCGCCAGGCCCCACCCCCGCCGUUACCCCUCAAGCAAUCACUGCUGCUCCAGCCACCCACCAGCCAAUCACGGCGCAGCAAAUCGGACACAUCACAGUGCACCCCGUGGCUCACAUAGGAGCCCAGCUCCAGUCCCAUCUCCCGACUCUGUACCCGCCGGGAGUGGGCGUGUCCCAGGGGGCGAUGGUGGGACACAUCACCCAUACGUUCACUCACCACACCUUGCCCCACGUCCAGGCUAAUCCCCAGGCUAACGCUAGUGCUCAGGUAAACGGCGGUACAGUGGUUAGCCAGGGGAACCAGUCUUUAGGAAAGCCCACGGCAGUUUUGGCACCGCACCCUCAGCUAGUGGGACAAACAACUGUUCUGAACCCGGUCACUAUGGUUACUGUGCCCACCUUUCCCGUCAGCACUCUCAAACUUGCCUAAAUGAACAGAAAUCUAACAUGGCGUUUUUCACACUCCACAGAGACAUGAGUGAAAUACCUUUAUCAACUAAUGGGACAAACAGCAAAUAUUUAAUUAUAUUUCAACAGUGGCAAAAAACCUCAAGCCAUUGUGUAUGAAAAUAUACAGGUGCAUCUAAAAAUUACACUAUUAUGGGACAGUUCUGUAGUUUGAGUUGAGAAACGGCACAUAUUCAGUGUGCGUAGUAAUUCAUAAUGACACAGGUAGAACUACAGAUGCCCUUCCUGUCUCCUUUGUCUUAACUAAAUGCAAAUAAUCCAAGCAUUUAUUUCUUAACUUGAAAGAUUAUAUAGUACAAUAUGUAACCCAACUAUGCUAAAUGAUCAUUAUCAUUACAAUUCACCGGGUAUUUUAUUUUACGAAAUCAUAUGUAUUAUUUAGACUUUGAAUUGAGAUAAUGAACCACAUUUUCCACAGAUAAUUUUUAGAUGCACUUUUAUGUUUUAUUUUUAUUGCUUUUUUGUUUUCUUUCCUAAAGCACUAACACUAUAAGCUCCUUUUUCACUCAGGCAUCAAGUAUGUACCCGAACUCCUCCACUCGCUAAAGGCAAGGCAAUGAAAUGGUAAUAUUCAUGGGACACUUUUUUUUUUCGCAAAAUAAUCACACAAAUGUUUCAAUGAGCAGUGAAUCGGGUCAGUGGUUCCACAACAACAAAUUGACUAAUAACAAGGGAAAACAAAAUGUCCAUGUUAUAUUGAAAUCGUGACUUGUCAAGUAUUCUCAGUGGUGCUGGUAUAUGAAAACUGCUAAAAAAAUGUUGAUUUUCUCCCCCAGGACAGAAGCCUUUAUUGUUAACCUCAUAAUACUUAAACCAAAACCCUGAAAAACCCUGAAAAAAAACCCAAAAAACCCCAAACCACCACCAAAACAAGUAAUAAAUAUACUGUUAGGGAAAAUGACAAGCCCAUUUAUCUGGAUCUAGGAAAAUCAUAAACUUAAUAUCUAUAUAAUCGACACAACUUUACAAACAUUGUUGAAGCCACUGCAUUUUGGACAUUAGACAAGCUGCGUUCUGUUUACUUAACGCAUGAUGUACAAGGUGUUACAGGGAAGUUACCUUUUGUGAAACAUGGACUUUGUUCUGUUAUUUAACCGAAAGCAAAUGACUGCAGUGUUUGACGAAGUUUAAAUCUGUCAAAUGGACAAAUGGUUGUAGACGGAUUUAAACUUCGUCUUUUGCUGUGGAUCAGACCUGGACGACUGAAGGAUUACACAGACUGUAGUGUAUGGGUUACAAUAUUCAAAGCUGACUGUGUAGGGGUAUGUGUUUCUAAAAAAAAAAAACCUUUAUUGAUAAUGAAGCUUGAAUGGUUUUGAAAUAAUUUUGAUCAUAACUUGUGCAAGACCAUGUAGAAUAGCCCAUUAAAGAAAAUAUAAGAGUUUGAGUUUGAAAUAUUAGUAUCAUGACAACAGGACUUACUGUUUUCCUAAAAAGAUCAUUGCGCAUAAGUAACUUAAGGACAAGACCAGACAAGAACAAAAAUUGGACCUAAUUGUUUCACGUCUAUUUGAAAAGCGCAAACAAACCCCCAUUAUGUGCUUGGUUACCUAGAAACGGAAUGACAUCCAACCACAGGCAUACUCAAAACUUUAUUAAAAAAACAGAUUUCUCAUAGACUUAAUGCUAUUUUUAAAAUGGUGUAAUUAUGUUUAUUGAUGUGGUACCACUGAAAACUGCUCUUUAAACAUUCAGUGACAGGUUUCCUUUAGUCAUUGUUUGGGUCAAGUUACCACACUAAACCUGUCUCAUUUACCCUGUUAAUGUUGAUGCAACUGCGCCCCCUGCUGCUUCACUCUGGUGUCAUGCUUUUACUGGCUCAGUGACGUCUGGACAGUAUCUCUAUUCCAAUUAUAGUCCUGGCAAAAACAGACUUUCAAAUAGAGGUUGAUUUGAUUAUUCAAUGAAGUCAACUCUAAGGAAAAUGGACACUACUUUGUUUGGUGUAAAUUGAUAUAAAUGAUUCUACUAAAUUGUCUACAAUCUUAUAGAUACUUCUUAAACAUUCUUGCUGUUCCUUUGUAGUUUUUAUGGAACAAAAAUAAAUGAUUGAGAUAUGAAUUCAGCAGCUACUCUGAACCAACUGUGUAACAUAUUUAUGCCAACAUUUGCGACUAUCUGGAACAAACAAAAAUAUAUAAAAAAUUCCCAAACUAGACGGGUAUUUGAAUUUGAGAUUGUAGUUUUUCCACCAUUUUUGCUCCCAAGUAAAAUGUAUUAUUAAAAAUAUAUUUUAGAUUGGAAAAUGUGUUGUGAUCCCAUUUAUUCUUUGUUGGUGUGAUUGUCAAGUUUACAUCACUGUCUAUUGAGCCCAAGUUAUUUACUUCUAUCAUUUGUAUGUAAUGUUAUUCUGCUCCCCUGUAUGUUAUGUACCUAUAUGUAACUGUAUCCUAUAUGCUUUAUAUUAUGUAGUAUAUUAAUCCUACUGUAGCGUAGCAUGGCUGUACUUUUGGGUUAGUUUUGCCCCUUUGUGCAUGAUGAGUGUGUGAAAAAGAGAGAAAGUGUAGCAAGUAGAUUAUUUUUUAUACAAAGGUGAUACUGGUAUGAGCCUAUCGUGUGUGCCUACAACUAAAACUCAGAUUUCCUCAACACUGUGACAACAAGCUUCUGGCAAAACACGCUCUCUAAAUGUGCAAAAUGAAAGAGCCGGAGAUUACUGUUGAAAAUGUUUGUAAAUGUUUUUUUUAAUGCACAGUGUAACUUUUCUGGUUGAGAGUCUGCAUCUGUUCGUCUCACUGGACAUGUAAUUGCCUUAACUAGAAUGUUCCACAGGACGGAUAUAAACUUUUCUCUUACUUGACUCAAUUGCAAGUACUUGAACUGCUAAAGAAAACCUUGAAAAACAGAUUAAUGCCAUACUGUGCAACAUUACAGUCAUAACAAUAACAUUUCCAUUAAGACAAGUAGGUGGUGAACCCUUCCACAAAAAGUUACGCGCUGCCCCUUUGAGUUGUUGCUUUUGUGAGUUUGACUGGGUAGAAAUGAUGAAAAAAAGCAAAAAAAAGCAAAAAAAAAAGCUCUUGAUGACACCAAUAUUCAAAUUGCGUUUUGUAAAAUUUGUAUGUAUGGAAAUUUUGUACAUUUGUGAUCGUAUGCACGUUUUGGCAUAUGAGUGUAUGUAUCUAAAGGUAAAAACAAAAAUGCUUGUUACUUUUAAUAUGUUUUGCAUGUAGAAGGCUGUUUAGUUUGAGUUUUGUUUGUACGUUUCUUUUCGGGACCAUGUAUAAAACUGUACAACGUGGGCAGGAUCUAGGACCUCAUGCAACAUUGAUAUUAUAUAUGAAUAUAACGUGUUUUCCCUAUGGAGAAAGUUUAAGUUAUAUAUCGCCUGUACACUUUGGGCUGCCUUUUAGAUCGAACUGUCCACUGUUUAAGAUGACAUGAUAAUGAAUACAGAUAUUAAUGAAGAAUUAUGCUUAUGGAUUAAUAAAGAUUCUUAUUACA